Aspergillus calidoustus is the source of this 822-nucleotide messenger RNA. The record is from the annotation of a GenBank genome assembly. Lineage: Eukaryota; Fungi; Ascomycota; Eurotiomycetes; Eurotiales; Aspergillaceae.
AUGGCGUCGACCGUUGAACUUGCAUCCUCUUUCAUCGAGGGUGCCCCGCCAGGCGAGCUCCACGAUGUCGUUGCCGACAUCAAGGCCCUUACCUCCGAUGGCGACGAUAUCACUCCUUCCUUAGCGCCCGCAUUCGAACGAUAUAACGAGUCACAGCUGACGACCGUGAAGCUACCCGGAGCUAGUCAGGAGGUUAUCGUGAGCGAAUUCAACAAGCUGGAGGACAACAGAUACUUUGACGUCGAGAGCCAGACGUCGUUCGAGGUCGACCACAUUACACAGGAAGCAUCUGCGGCGCAAUCAUAUGUCCUGGAGUCGCAGAAUGCCGAUUUGAUAAAAUCCCUCCUCAAAGCAGUGAGCGCACAUGCCAGCGAACAUUACCCGUCUUCCUCGUAUGGUGUCUACCCGACUGCCGAUGAUUCCGCCGUGGCCAUUUUACUCGUCGCGAACCGCUACUCCCCUAACAACUUCUGGAAUGGCCGCUUCCGCUCCAUCUACGAGGUCUCCCUGGCAGACUCCGCCACCAUCACCGGCAAAAUCCACGUCGACGUGCACUACUACGAAGACGGCAACGUCGCCUUGAACACGACAAAGCCCAUCAGCAUCACCGUCCCUAGCGCCAGCGCCGAGAGCAUAGUUUCCCGCAUUACGACUGCCGAGCGCAACUAUCAGGAGGAGCUCAACAAGGCAUUUGGACAGAUGGCCGAGGGUGCCUUCAAGUCCCUGCGGAGACAGCUACCUAUAACGCGGCAGAAGGUCGAGUGGGAGAAGGUUGGCGGGUAUCGGUUGGGUCAGGAUAUUUCUGGUGGGAAGGGGCGGUAG